AUGGCUAGGAAUAUAAUUAGUGCAGUGUUUUGGCUAGUUGUCAUUGUACUGGCAGUUUCUUUAUGUGUUGAGGCUAGGGAUAUAACUAAAAAGGAAGGAGUACAAGGAAAUGUGAAAAAACCCGAGACUUUUUGGGGUGGUGGAGUAAGUGGUGGUGUUGUUGGAUGGAAAAAGGGGUGGGGUUUUGGAAAAUCUUUUGGUAUUGGGAAAGGAAUUGGAUAUGGGGUUGGGUAUGUCCACCCUGGUGUGAAAAAACCGGAUUGUUAUGGAAAAGGAGGUGGUUCCGAGGGAGGAGGAGGUAGUGGUGGUGGUUCUGGUGGUGGAGUUGGAGGUGGUGUAGGGGGUGGUGUUGGUGGCGGAGUCGGUGGGGGUGUUGGUGGUGGUGUUGGAGGUGGACAUGGAAAAGGAGGGUACUAUGGAGGUGGUGUAGGAGGGGGUGUUGGCGGUGGUGUAGGAGGGGGUGUUGGCGGUGGUGUUGGAGGUGGACAUGGAAAAGGAGGUGGUGUAGGAGCGGGUGUUGGCGGUGGUGUAGGAGGGGGUGUUGGUGGUGGUGUUGGAGGUGGACAUGGAAAAGGAGGGUACUAUGGAGGUGGUGGUGGAGGAGGACAUGGAAGCUAUCACAGUGGAAGUCACAAGCACCAUGGUGGGAACAAACAUCAUUAUGGAAGCGUAGGAGGAAGUGCAGGUGGAGGAAUUGGUAAAGGAAUUGGAGGAGGUGUUGGAGGAGUAGUUGGUGGAGGAAUCGGGGGUGGUGUUGGAGGAGGCGUAGGUGGGGCCAUUGGUGGUGGUAUCGUCGGAGGAGUUGGUGGAGGAAUUGGAAAAGGCAUUGGAGGAGGUAUUGGAAAAGGAAUUGGAGGUGGUGUCGGUGGAGGAGUUGGGGGAGGCAUUGGAAAAGGAAUUGGAGGAGGAGUGGGUGGAGGAAGUGGUGGUGCUUAUGGGGGACACAUUGGUAGUGGUGGUGGUGUAGGAAGUGGAAUAGGAGGAGGCAUUGGAAAAGGAAUUGGUGGGGGAAUUGUUGGUGGAGUUGGUGGGGGUAUUUGGAAGGGAGUUGGUGGCGGAAUUGGAGGUGGCAUCGGCAAAGGAAUUGGAGGUGGUAUUUGGAAGGGUGUUGGUGGCGGUAUUGGAAGUGGUAGUGGAAUAGGUGGAGGUAUUUGGAAAGGUAUUGGUGGAGGCAUUGGAGGCGGUAGUGGAAUAGGCGGAGGUAUUUGGAAAGGAGUCGGUGGAGGCAUCGGAGGUGGCAUAGGUAAAGGCAUUGGAGUUGGCGGAGGAAUUUGGAAAGGUGUUGGUGGUGGAAUUAGCGGUGGAAUAUGGAAGGGCAUUGGUGGAGGUAUUGGAGGAGGCAUUAUUGGUAAAAAAUCUGAAGAAGCAAGUCACAUUACCAAAAACUCACCAACAAAACACUAA
Molecule: messenger RNA, 1404 nt
Organism: Amaranthus tricolor (Joseph's coat)
Lineage: Eukaryota; Viridiplantae; Streptophyta; Magnoliopsida; Caryophyllales; Amaranthaceae
Product: glycine-rich cell wall structural protein-like
Exons: 1
Coding region: 1-1404 (467 amino acids)
Source: RefSeq, a predicted model, not a curated record